Molecule: messenger RNA, 675 nt
Organism: Colius striatus (speckled mousebird)
Lineage: Eukaryota; Metazoa; Chordata; Aves; Coliiformes; Coliidae
Cellular component (GO): intermediate filament
Molecular function (GO): structural constituent of cytoskeleton
Source: RefSeq, a predicted model, not a curated record
AUGUCACUGAGGAAGAAGGGAGAUACUAUUGGUCCCGGAAUCAAUCCACGGCUGCCCGCCUCUAAGAACGUCGUUCUGCGACAAGGAGCACCCAUCAGAGAGAGAGGUUGGGGGCAUGAGAGCAAAGGAUGUGCCACGUCCCCCCCCAAGAGGCAGUCCCUGGGCAUGCGCAGGAGAAGCGAAACCUCGGGCCUCUCAUCCCGGCCCUUAGAGAAGCCUCCUGCUGGGAACUUGUCAGAAAAUUACUACUUCCAGAGAGGGCCUCUGGGCCUGAGGCAGUGCGGGACUACUAUAAAAGGCAGCCCAACUCUCUGCUCUCCCAUCCACUUCUCUCGCCUCCUUCUCCUUGGCAGCCAGGUGCACCUCUUGCCCACAGACAUGUCCUGCUGUAGCCCGUGCCAGCCCUGCGGCCCCACCCCGCUGGCCAACAGCUGCACUGAGCCCUGUUGCUUACAGUGCCAGAGCUCCACCGUCGUCAUCGAACCCUCUCCUGUGGUGGUGACCCUGCCCGGCCCCAUCCUCAGCUCCUUCCCGCAGAACACCGUUGUGGGCUCCUCCACCUCCGCUGCCGCCGGCAGCAUCCUCAGCAGCCAGGGAGUGCCCAUCUCCUCCGGGGGCUUUGACCUCUCCUGCCUUACCAGAGGCUACUGUGGCAGCAGGUGCCGCCCCUGCUAA